UUGGGCAUAUUUUGACUUUCCACAAAGACAUUAAUCUAGCAUGACAAUCCCCUAGGAGUAUCCCUUAGCUUGAAAAUUAAUCUAGAAGAUCUGUAGACAGUAGACCUGAAAAACAUGUCACAUAAGUCAUUUUAAGUUUGAAGGCAAAAGUCUAGAUCAGCCCCUGAGGUUUGCGGCCAAGUCAGCAUAACACCCUGAGAUUUAAAACUGUCUAAGCAGGACCCCGAUAGUAAUUCCGUUUUUUUUUACAUAUGUACAUGUUUGUGUCUUUUGUGUGCUUAUAAAUUUAAUGAAAAAGGAUAUUUUUGUGGCCUGGAAAAUAAAAUUGGUGCUCUAGAAGCAGUUUUUGAGUAAAAAUCUUUGUCCUUUAACACACGAUGCAAAAGUUAUAUUUUUUCAAUGCAAAUUUAAAGGUACACUAGAGACACGAACAUGUAUGGGGGCGGCACGGGUGUUCCCGUGGGUUGCGGGGUGACAAGCGGGUUCGGAUGCUUUUUUAUUCUUUACACUGGUUUCAUAGAUCUACCCUACAUAUAUUUAGGAGAAGUAUUAUACGCACCUCAGACACACCUAUCUGAACCGGUGGUUUGCUUUGAGAUACAGUUUUACAAUGUUUUCCAUUUUACUGUUAACGGCUCUGUCGACUAAAGUAACGGUUCUUCACGAAAAUGGACAUGGUUUCGAACAUGUUAGAAUGCAUAAUUACUAAAACUGACUAUGUUAAUUUCAGAUGUUGAUGAAUGCCUUCAACCAAAUAUUUGCAAGGGGCUCUGCCAUAAUACAGAAGGAAGCUUCCAUUGUACGGAAUGUCCUCACAAAACUGAGUAUGAUUCAGCAAAAAUGCAGUGUACGACGAGGAAACAACUGACUCUGCUUUUAGGUAUAAUUAUUGGGUUGUCUUGUGGAUUCGGUGUUCUACUUCUGAGCUUCAGUGCAUCACUUCUCAUUCGUAGAUGGAAAAGAAAUGUUCAAAAGCAACUACGAAAAAAAUAUUUCCAGAAGAACCAUGGUCUUCUCCUAGAAACGUUGAUAUCAUCUGAUGAAACUGCAAAUGAGAAUACUAAGAUUUUCUCGCUAGAAGAGCUGGAGAAGGCAACAAACAACUUUGAUCCUACACGUAUCAUUGGACGUGGGGGCCACGGCAUGGUUUACAAAGGCAUAUUGUCUGAUCAGCGUAUUGUUGCAGUAAAAAAGUCUAAGGUCAUUGAGCAGUCUGAGAUCAGUCAAUUCAUCAAUGAGGUUGCAGUGCUCACUCAGAUAAACCACAGAAAUAUUGUGAAGCUCUUUGGAUGUUGUCUCGAAAGUGAGGUUCCACUGCUGGUGUAUGAUUAUGUAUCCAGUGGCUCACUGUCUGAAGUUCUUCAUGCAGAUGAAAGUGUUGGUUUUUCUUUGUCUUGGGGUGAUUACUUAAGGAUUGCCCUGGAAACAGCAGGAGCUCUGUCUUAUCUCCACUCUUCAGCUUCAAUAUCAAUCUUCCACCGUGACGUGAAAUCCUCAAAUAUACUAUUGGAUGUGAACUACACAGCUAAAGUUUCAGACUUUGGUGCUUCUAGAUUGGUUCCAAUUGAUCAAACACAUAUUGUCACAAAUGUGCAAGGUACAUUUGGGUACUUAGAUCCAGAGUAUUUCCAUACCAGGCAGCUGAACGGGAAGAGCGACGUGUACAGUUUUGGUGUGGUACUACUGGAGCUGCUCCUUAGAAUGAAGCCUGUCUUUACAAGUGAAUCAGGCACAAUCAUGGGCUUGUCAAGCUAUUUUCUCGAGGAAUUCAAUGAGGGAAGAAUAAAAGGUAUUGUUAAUUCCCAGGUCCUCGAGGAAGCAACCGAGGAAGAGAUCAACGGUGUCGCCUCUCUUGCAGAGCGGUGCUUAAGACUGAGUGGUGAAGAAAGACCCACCAUGAAACAGGUGGAGACGGAACUGCAAACUCUAUGGGCAAAACAGAUGGACUCAUCUCAGGUAGAUACCAGGAAUGAAGAAUAGAGGCAACCAAGUUCGUUAACUCAAAGAUCUAGAGCUGCUCGCCAAUCGUCUGCGACGGUAUUGGGCAAGAGAGUCUACGUACGGCCAGAAGACAGCCAACAACGCUAUAGCUUGGAGAGAGAGUUCAUGUCAUCUGCUAGUCUGCCCCGCUAGAUAUGUUUGCUGAGCUCAUAAUAAUGGGUGUUGUUAUUUCCCCUUUUGUAAACUAAUGAUGACUAGGCUUGUACUAUAGGCAAACGGUGCUGCAGAAAUUGCUACAGUAAGCCGGUUUAUGUUUAGACAAUUACAUGCAUCAUGAUUGUACGAGUUUUCUGAUUGGAAUUAUACUUGUUUAUGAAAAUUAUUAUAUU
Molecule: messenger RNA, 2330 nt
Organism: Triticum urartu
Lineage: Eukaryota; Viridiplantae; Streptophyta; Magnoliopsida; Poales; Poaceae
Source: RefSeq, a predicted model, not a curated record